AUGGCGGGAGGGUGGGAGGAGCUGGUAGUAGCGCUCAUGCUCGGGCAAGACGCGCCAAGAGUCUGUGAUGAGGAAACCAACAUCGAUCCCAUGCGACCUCGCGGACUCGUCCUCGCAGGUGCCGACGAGGAGUGCAAGAUGGCAUUGCUGAUGCAGUAUGCCUACAACGCUGCUCUCAGAGGAUUCAACUCAAUCUUCUUCACCAAGCGGAAGCGUAAUUACAUGUACGCUAAUAUAAAGCAGCGCAAACUUUGCAAGAAAGCUCUGAAGAGAAUUGGAAUCAAGUUCGUGAACAGCGGGUAUGAUCUGCGGUCAGCGCUGGCGGGCAUACACGACCUUGAGGAGAUGCCGAAUCUUCUGAUUGUAGCCGACGAUCUUUCUAGCAUCCUAGCAGACAAGUGCUUCGAGCACCUGGCCAUGACUCUAGCCCACCUCGAGGAAGCACAAGGAUUCUUUGACAGAUCGUUACGCGAGAAUGCCUUCAAGCUGGAGAUGGGGGUCGAGGGCUCGGGAGGUCAGGGCGAGGGAAGAGACAGGACUCCUUUCGUGGGCUGCGAGCUGAUUAUCUCAGAGGGAAUAUCAGAGACCGGCAGGCCGAACAACCUGUAUGUGUAUGACCGCUUCUUCCCAAACUACAUCACGAUCGUUGAGCACGAUGGAGUCAAAGAAAUGUCUCAACCAUCAGUAGCUCCCAGAUGUCACAGAUUCUCAGCCAGGGACGGAGUGACAUCGAACCCCAAGUUCUGUUGCUCCAAUGGAGCAUCUGUGCUGGAAGACAAUGCCUCACAAUCUCUCCUCGAACUGCGUUAA
Molecule: messenger RNA, 810 nt
Organism: Guillardia theta CCMP2712
Lineage: Eukaryota; Cryptophyceae; Pyrenomonadales; Geminigeraceae
Exons: 10
Coding region: 1-810 (269 amino acids)
Biological process (GO): double-strand break repair via homologous recombination
Cellular component (GO): Shu complex
Molecular function (GO): single-stranded DNA binding
Source: RefSeq, a predicted model, not a curated record